CCAGGCUGGACUAAGAGACCUCAGGGAGCGAUUUCCCAACAUCUCAUAUUUGGCCAACAAAAACCAGAGAUAUUAUGGCUCAAGAAAGUGAUCUUCCUUCAGAAGACUUGGGUGAACCCUCAGUCAUCAUUGGUCAGGCCCUGGUUAAGGUCCAGGAUGCUGCUGCCACGCUGUUUUUAAGGGUCCGUUUGAGACUAGCACAAAGCUUCACCGUCUUUUCUAUCAUCCUUCUGCUCCUCUGGAUUGCUGCUUUUUUAUAUGGAAGCUUCUACUUCUCUUACAUGCCUAGGGCAGCUUUUCAAACACCUGUCUACUAUUAUUACAGGACAGAUUGUGAAUCUCCUUCUUCUUUCUUGUGUUCUUAUCCUGUGGCCAAUGUCUCCCUGAUGAGAGACAAAAAACAUGUACUGACAUUCGGCCAGGUCUAUCGGCUCUCUUUGCAGCUGGAAAUGCCCGAUUCUCAGACCAACCAAGACUUAGGGAUGUUUAUGAUCAAGACAACCUGCUAUUCACAGCAUGGACAAAUUGCAGCCUCUGCUCGCUCUGCAAGACAACUGCUGAAGGCCUCCAGCUCUCGCUUUGGCAUGCUGCGAUACCGCUCAGACCUGCUGAAGACUCUGGGAACACUGCUCUUCCUCCCGUUCUUCCUGACUGGAGCAGCCGAGCAGAAACAAGUGCUGGAGGUGGAGCUCUUUUCAGAGUACAUAGACGAUCCUUAUGCCCCUUCAGUCACAGCUUUUAUUGAGAUCCUGUCCAGCAAGGUCCAGAUCUACGCAUCUGAACUGUACAUCCACGCACAUUUCACUGGCUUACGAUACUUGCUGUUCCAGUUCCCUAUCAUAUCAGCCUUUGUGGGUGUGUCAACUAACUUCAUCUUCCUGAGCUUCCUCUUCAUCCUAAGCUACACAAGGCAGCUGUUGGGAGUGGGGGAGAAACCAGACAAGCUUACUAGAGAUAGGCUGCAGGCAGAGAUGGAGAACACCACAAACGACCUUCCACAGGAUAACAAGGAUGUUGCUGCAGGCACUGCAGAGCUGAUGGGACCUGAGCAGACAGACCCUACAGAUCCAGACGGAGAAGAUCCCAGUUCACACACUGGCAACAACACAGAGAUGCAGAAUGGAGAUACAUUGGUUCAAGGCUAAAAAAAAAUAGGUCUGAGGCAGCCAGAGGCCUUUAAUAAAAGGAGACAGUGUGGAGAAAGUGAUUCUGAUAAGAGUUACUGAGAUGAAAAGAUAAGGGUGUAAUGCUGGUUCCUGGUUCAUAAUGUUUUAGAAAGUGUACACCUUGUAUUCUGUACUGAUGUUGCUUCAACUUUAACCUAAAUAUCACUGGCACAAUUAUACCUUCAUCACUUUCACAGAUUUGUCAUUUUCACUUCUUUUAUUAGUUUACACUUCACUGACAUGAUUGUAUUCUGCAACUCAACAAGAAGAUCCAGCGGUCAGAUAGCUAUGUUCUUUAACAAAAACAAGAUUUCCAAUUAAAAUAAAAUACAAUUUAAGUAUAAUUGAAAUCUAAAGUACCAAAGACAAUGUACUUCAAAACUGAAUUUAUUCAAUGUUGUUCUGCCUCAGCAUUUCAAAAUGUCUUGUUUUCCACCUGGCUUUGUUUUAUUUGUUCUGCAUGGAGGAAAUUUGGGUCAUUUCUCUGUACAGAGCAGCUUCAAUGCUGACUUGAUGAUGGAUUUUCUCACAUAAACAACUCACAUCAGUUUAGGUCUGAACUUUAACUUAAUCAUUGUUUAGUAGAACAACUUGUUUUUCUUAAGUUCAUUAUUUUGAUGCAUGAUCCACUUCUUCUUGAAACUCAGUUUGUGGAUAGAUAUUCUCACAUUUCCCUCCAAUUAAGUUCAGUUUUUUUUAAUCUAUGAUAGGC
Messenger RNA from Melanotaenia boesemani (Boeseman's rainbowfish), 1878 nucleotides. RefSeq names its product seipin-like. NCBI's taxonomy places the organism in Eukaryota, Metazoa, Chordata, Actinopteri, Atheriniformes, Melanotaeniidae. Gene Ontology annotation, cellular component: endoplasmic reticulum membrane. The record is from RefSeq and is a predicted model, not a curated record. Gene Ontology annotation, biological process: lipid storage; lipid droplet organization. The transcript is spliced from 10 exons. Bases 75 to 1145 code for a protein of 356 amino acids.